Molecule: messenger RNA, 1975 nt
Organism: Nyctereutes procyonoides (raccoon dog)
Lineage: Eukaryota; Metazoa; Chordata; Mammalia; Carnivora; Canidae
Gene: ZNF784
Product: zinc finger protein 784
Exons: 2
Coding region: 24-992 (322 amino acids)
Biological process (GO): regulation of transcription by RNA polymerase II
Cellular component (GO): chromosome
Molecular function (GO): chromatin insulator sequence binding
Source: RefSeq, a predicted model, not a curated record
UGGGGGCGGGGCCUGGGCACAAGAUGGCCGCCGCGCGCCCGGAGGCCCCGAGUCCAAGCUCAGCGGCCCCGGAGCCGCGAUCCUCGGAGACGCCGGACCUGGUCCUGGUCCCAGAUGAUGGCCGCCCCGCCACCCCCCCAAGUGACCUCAUCGAGAUCCAGGUAGUGAAGGUGACAGACACCACGCUGGUCCCCGAGCCACCGGAGCCAGGCUCCCUCCACUGUGCCUUGUGCCCGGCUGCGUUCCGGCUGGUGUCUGAGCUGCUAUUCCAUGAACAUGGCCACCUGGCGGAGGCGGAGGGCGGCGGGCAGGGUGGGGAUCCCAGCCGGUGUCAUGUGUGUGGCCACAGUUGCCCCGGCCCCGCCAGCCUCCGCGCCCACUACAGCCUGCACACAGGGGAGCGGCCCUACCGCUGUGCCCUGUGCCCACGUGCUUUCAAGGCCUUGGCGCCUCUGCUGCGGCACCAGCGCCGACAUGGGGUGGAGCCAGGGGCCUCUCAGAGGUCUCCUGAAGCGGCCGAGGCUAGAGCACCGAGGCCCGGGGUGCCACCAGAGAGGUCAGAGGUGGUGAUGGCAGCGGCGGCUGCAGGCGCCGCCGUGGGCAAGCCUUUCGCCUGCAGGUUCUGCGCCAAGCCGUUCCGCCGCUCCUCAGACAUGCGCGACCACGAGCGGGUGCACACGGGCGAGCGGCCCUACCACUGCGGCAUCUGUGGCAAGGGCUUCACCCAGUCGUCGGUGCUCAGUGGCCACGCGCGCAUUCACACUGGGGAGCGCCCCUUCCGCUGCGCCCUGUGCGACCGCACGUUCAACAACUCCUCUAACUUCCGCAAGCACCAACGCACCCACUUCCACGGGCCGGGGCCGGGAGACUCUGGCACCCGGCAGGCUUCGGGGGCCGAGGGGCCGGGGAGUGGGCGUGGGCAUGGGCCAGAAAAGAGUCUGGAAGAAGGUCGGGAGGAGGCGGCCAAGGUGAAGGUGGAGGUCGACCAGUAGGCUGGGAGAGCAAGGCCGUGGGAGCAUUAAUACAGGAAGUAGAGGAAGUAGAAGAUGGAUUGCAGGGGAAGGGGUGGAUGGGAAGCAGAGGCAGGAGAGGUGAGGAAAGCUAAGGAGGUGGCUAAGAGCAGCUAGUGCGGGAGAACCAGUUUGGGGAUACCCACAAAUCCAUACAGCACCUCCAUGAGACUCAGAAAGGCACAGACACUGCCCUGUGGAUGCCCAGCUAAAUGUGAGGAACAUGGGCUGCAUUUCACUGCCCAAUCUGCCUGCCCCUUGGGUGUCCCAACAGAACCUGGGCACUACAGAUGGGGAGCCAGGGUUGAGUGGAAGGGGUAGAACCAGGGUCUGCCCUGGUGACUCUGGGCCAGCCCUUCAUCUACAGAACCCUGGACUAUCUUGGGACCUAGGGUGGACCAGGAUGGAAUCUUUUGCCUACCUCACUGGAUUGCACUGAACCUGGGGGGCCUACCCACCCUCAGGCAGAAGACGCCCACCAGGUCCUCCAUAAAGAGAUUCUGGAAUGCCAUCACCUUGAAGCCAGAGGGUCCCCAAGUCCUAGCCGAAAGCACUCAAGCCUCAAGGAUGUAAGCCUGAGCAUAAGAAACUUGACUCCAAGAGCUGCUCCCUGCUCCCACCGUGGUCCCUCCUUAACCCACUGACUCUGAGGCAACAAAAAAAUCUGGACAGCAAACAGCCACCAAAUGUCCCCCCUCAUAAGGCUUUAGGUUCAGAGCCCAUGGCCCCCAGGGCUUCGGCAUAGCCUCAGAUUUCUCUGACUUCCUCCACUCCCAAUGUGAACCAAACAGCUUACUACCUGACCCAAGGAAGGGUUGGGAGAUGGCAGCACUGGUGGGCUGGCCUGUGUACAAUGGGCAUGGGGUGGGGUGAACUGAGUCACUGUGGUGAGGGUGAGAGGAGGACUUGGGAGCUGGAGGUGGGGAGCCUCCAGCUCUACUCCUAUUAAAGGACUUUCUGAAGGG